Messenger RNA from Oppiella nova, 960 nucleotides. The record is from the annotation of a GenBank genome assembly. NCBI's taxonomy places the organism in Eukaryota, Metazoa, Arthropoda, Arachnida, Sarcoptiformes, Oppiidae.
UACCCGUGGACUCUGGUCUGUGAUAGAAACCGAUUGGCGUCAAUGUCCCAAUCAUUAUACAUGUUUGGCUAUGUAUUAGGGGCCGUCAUAUUUGGCUACCUGUCCGAUCGGUACGGGCGACUACCCAUCAUAUGGUGGACAAUAAUCAUCGAAAUAAUAGCCGGAAUCUCGAGUGCAUUAUCUGUGAAUAUAACUCAUUUCAUAAUUUCUCGUAUUAUACUCGCAUUUGCAUCCAAUGGACGGCUAUUAUCGACGUUCAUGUUAGUCAACGAAUGUGUCGGUCCUAAAUACAGGGCCACAUUAGGCAUGUUUAUACAAGUAGGCUGGGCGCUGGGUUAUUGCCUACUGCCGGGCAUCGCAUACCUGUUCCCACACUUCCGGCACAUGAUUUUAGCCACGAGUCUGCCAGAGAUCCUAUGGCUGGUCUGGCUGUUAACCAUACCGGAGUCGCCCCGUUGGCAGAUCACACACCGCCAGUGGGAUAGGGCUGAGCGGGAGCUCACGAAAGCCGUCACCCGUAAUAAACUACCCAUAGAUGACAUCCGCAGCCAAUUUGAGGUCUUAAAGGCUACUGUAGCCGAGGAGGAGUCCAAAGUGGACGCCACCGUUAGGACCAGUUUCGUGGACCUCCUAACGACACCGAACCUCCGGAGGUCGACCCUAAUCCUGUACUUCACGUGGUUUGUCAACUCGUUUGUCUAUUACGGCAUAUCACUAAACAUCGGGGACUUCGGGGGCGACCUAUUCAUCAGCUUUUUCAUCGCCGGUGUCGUCGAGUUUCCCAGUUAUCUGUUCCCAGUCUUCGCGUUCAAAUAUGUCGGCCGACGGCCAGUCACCGCUGCGCUCAUGUACUUCAGUGGACUGUCGUGUUUGGCAAUCAUACCGUUCAUCACAUACCCUGUCAUCUGGUUAAGGGUUACGGUGGCAAUGGUCGGCAAGUUCUUCAUCACCAGCUCUUAU